UUGAUCUACACAACUUCGAUUUUGUGCACAUAAUACAAUUUAAUACGAACGUCUACUUCCACAGGAGGCAGUUAAGGCAUGGUCAGGAAGGCGUGGAAGUGGGUUCCGACGUGGAAAUCAAGUGGGCAGCUCAUCUUUUGCAAAUAUCCACCACUGGGCUGCAAAGGGCCUUGACUUCAAGGAUAACAGAAGCUAGAGCUGAACGUGUGCACUCGCCGUUAAGCAUAGAUCAAGCGUUAGAUGCUAGAGAUGCCUUCGCCAAGGCCCUGUACUCAGCGCUGUUCAAUUGGUUGGUAACGAGGGUCAACUCGAUAGUCCAAAGGGGAGGACUUCACGAAGCCGGGAGGAUAUCCCUACUGGACAUUUUUGGUUUUGAGAACUUCACCGAGAACUCUUUCGAACAGCUCUGCAUCAAUUUCGCGUCGGAAUCGUUACAACUAUACUUUAACAAACAUGUAUUCAAGUUAGAACAACAAGAAUACGCCAAAGAGAGACUGGAAUGGACCCAACUCACCUGGAGUGACAACACCCCAGUCAUCCACCUGUUAGGAAAGAAGCCCGUGGGUAUCCUCCACCUUCUCGACGACGAGAGCAACUUCCCCAAAGCCUCGGACUCGUCGUUCCUAGAAAAAUGCCACUACAACCACGCAUUGAACGAGAACUACUGCAGGCCUAGGGUCGGGGGAAGAGAAUUUGGAAUCCGACAUUUCGCCGGUCAGGUCUGGUACUCGGUCGACGGUUUCCUUGACAAGAACAGGGACGCCUUAAGACCGGACGUCGUAGAGCUGAUAGCUUCCAGUAAAAACGCCUUGGUGAGCGCCAUCGCCAAGCCCCUGUUGCACCAUACCCAGACCAGGACCCUGCCCAGGGGCACCAAUGGCAGGUUCGUGACCAUGAAGCCCAGGACACCCACAGUCGCCGCGAGAUUCAGCGACAGCUUGCACCAACUGUUGGAGUCGAUGUCUCGUUGCAAUCCGUGGUUUAUCAGGUGUGUCAAGCCCAAUAACGACAAGGCGCCGAUGAGGUUCGACAUGCCCGUGGUUAUGGAACAAUUGAGGUACGCGGGAAUGUUGGAUACCAUCAGGAUCAGGCAGUCCGGGUAUCCUGUCAGGAUGAAGUUCCACCAGUUCGUCGACAGAUACAG
This is a messenger RNA of Anoplophora glabripennis (Asian longhorned beetle), 1144 nucleotides long. RefSeq names its product unconventional myosin-X-like. The annotation marks the transcript as partial. Lineage: Eukaryota; Metazoa; Arthropoda; Insecta; Coleoptera; Cerambycidae. The transcript is spliced from 6 exons. The record is from RefSeq and is a predicted model, not a curated record. Gene Ontology annotation, cellular component: actin cytoskeleton; cytoplasm; vesicle. Gene Ontology annotation, biological process: actin filament organization; vesicle transport along actin filament. Gene Ontology annotation, molecular function: actin filament binding; microfilament motor activity; ATP binding.